Osmia bicornis bicornis is the source of this 2743-nucleotide messenger RNA. Its product is annotated as neurotrophin 1-like. Gene Ontology annotation, biological process: regulation of Toll signaling pathway; innate immune response; central nervous system formation. Gene Ontology annotation, cellular component: extracellular region. Gene Ontology annotation, molecular function: growth factor activity; Toll binding. The coding region runs from base 410 to 1213 and encodes 267 amino acids. The record is from RefSeq and is a predicted model, not a curated record. The transcript has 7 exons. NCBI's taxonomy places the organism in Eukaryota, Metazoa, Arthropoda, Insecta, Hymenoptera, Megachilidae.
AGAAGAAUUUCAUUAAAUAAUGUACAUAGAGAAAUGAACCAGUAAUAUAAAUCACUUCUACAGGAAAGACUAAUAUUUUCUUUCUUUUUCGGUGUUGUAAAAAAUUCUUUACUUUUUUGAUAACGAAUAAGGAAGUGGAUUUCAAUAUCAAAAACCAAAAUAAUGAAACGGAUGUUGAUAAUGACAGAAGGGAUAUCGUUGGUCACGAAAAAAACAUCAAAUCAGUCGUGAACAAGUUGUCCAUGCUAUUAGUUUGGUAGCCAACAACGAACGUUUUUCUUCUUUACUUGACUGAAGAAAAAAAUAUUUUCUUAGAAAGAUUUUUAAUUGAGGUUCAUUUAAUACUAUAAACGUUUUAUCAAAUAAAAUUAUAAAAAAAGGAAGCUACAUAUUCUUAUAAUAAUACAACAUGAGGAACAAAAUACAUGUGUCACCUGUAAUUAAGAUUGCAACUGUUAUAUUGGUUCUCCUUAAUGUCGACGUUUCCUUUCAACAAUGGUAUCAGCGUCCCCUUCCAGCCAAUGAUAACUACGAAAGUCCCGAUGAUCAAUUUUCGGUUCUUGACAGCAAUGAUAACCCGAGGGACCGGUCAAAUUGGUUCAAUCAAAAAUAUUCAAGCAGAACAACACAGUAUCUUAGCAGCAAUACAAAGCAAAAUGAAAAUGACGCGAUGCAGAACGACAAUAUUUUCUUCCCGGGACAAAAUGUACAAGCACCUAGAAAUCGCUUUGAAACAAUAUCCCCUUGCCAUGGGGAAACGUUUUGCGAGGACGAUACGGAUUAUCCCACGGAUAUCGUGAACAGAAUAAUCGAAAAUCAUCAAGAACUUCAAAGUUACCAAAUCGAUGACACAUUUGAGUUUAUUCGUGGAAAGUCAAGCGGUCCUGAAACAAUACAACUAUGUCCGUCUAUCUCGAAACCCAAUUAUCCAAAGAAAGCGAAAUCGUUAACAGGCGAAUGGAUGUACAUCAUAAACACCUCUAAUUUUACGCAGGGAAUGUGGACAGAAACUUGCGUAGAACAGGGAAAAGCAUGCGGUUUAGACAGUACCAGCAUCCCCUACGGUUAUGUUACUUCCUGUAAACAAACUUACGUAACUCGUAUACUUAUGGCAUUGGACAAAAGUAAUCAGCCUGUUCCUCAGUCAUUUAAAUUUCCAACAAAUUGUUGUUGCCAUGUUGAGGUCGCCCUUGAUGGUACAAUUGCCGGUUGAGGAUGUAAAAGAAAUUGAUCAUAAAUACAAAAUAACCCUCGAACUAAAUCUACGAAAUAUAUACAAAGAAAUUUGAUUAACUUUUUAAUUUUUUAAUUUUUUAAUGAAUAGGUUUCAUACAUUGGGAAAGGAAUAGUGUACAGUUUUUAGAAUGGAAAUACUGUAGAGUAAGCCUGGGUGACUUGAGGCGCGCGCGCUGCAUGUGGCUUUUGUCCCCACUCCUCGGCGACCCCCGUCAUGCACAUGCGCGGCGCAGCUGCACAGGAGUGAGGAGUUAGUGAUAGGGGAACCGAUAGAUCAGGACAGCAGUAGUAUAAGGACAGUAGGGACGAUGUUGCCCAAGCCUGCUGUGGGGUAUCGUCAUAUCAUAUUAUAACGCAGAAACAUGUCCGUGAGUGACGCUGAGACGUUGUACGCAUGCUCGAAAACAAGGCAGAAAAAUAUUAUAUGUGCACUCGUACAAUGAUAGUAUAGUAAAACCCUUAUUAAGGGACACUUUUUAAGGGAUACAUAAAAACUAAUUACGUCAUCAUUGUGGGUGCUUCGACUACUUUUGCUUUGAUUACUUUCUUUGUAAAAAUUUACUGCGCAUGUAUAUUUCUUACGGUUUAGGACUGCGGAGGGGGUCAAGGUUUUCAUGAGAUAAUCGCGGAUCCUGCGCAACAAAUUUUCCAACAAAUCAAAUUGAUGCAUUUUUACAACACAAUGUAGUUUACAACGAAGUUUUUAAUUAAAAGUUUCAUUUGGUUUAAUAUCAUGGAAUUGGAGCUUGGGGUGGAUGGUGGGCAAAGUCAAAUUUAUAUUUUAACUGAUUCAUAUUAUAACUGAUUAAUUCCCCAUGCAUAGCACGGGGCGUACCACUAGUAAUAUUAAAUUCAAACUGUUUCUGUCUGAAUGGUUCGUCUUUCGUCACUACAUAUACAUAUAAUUAUGUUUUUAAUAUUCUCAAUUAUCCAUCUAUUUCUUCUGUUACCAUUGCAAUUCUCAGAACAAUAACUUGAAAAUUGUAUUUAAUUCUUUUUUUAGAAUUAUAAUAAAAAUUUUUUGCUGUGGAAUUUAAUUAAUUAUAAUUAUGAAAUAAUAUCGAUACAAAUACAAACCCAUCGUUCUUUCUGGUGCACUAUACCACGAUAGCACGUUGAUUAACGCGUUAAUAGGGAACAAUGGUUAUUUUAUACUUCAAUUUCACAAGGACAGAUGGUAAUUUAAUCGAACAUUUGUUUUGCUUUAUGUACGUGUUAGGUUUUUUAACGAGUGAUAUGAAUAACAGGUGUCACACACACAGUCGCGUACAUCAAUAUGUUAGUUAACCGUGAAAAAUUGAUAAGCAUUUUAUCGAAAAUACGAUUCGCAAACAAUUGAAGAUACAAAUGUUUAAAACCAUUAAACUCUGUAUACAUACUAACGUAAGAGAUUUCUUCAGAUCGUCCGAUUGAGGUUUCAAAGUUAGCUCUCUUUUCUAAAUUGAAUCCCAUAAUUUUUUAUUCCGUGAUUAUUCUGCAAUUGAAUCAAAUUAUCAUAAAAAAAUAA